AUGAUAAAAAAAUAUGAAAUUCCUAUAGAUACAACAGGUUGUUGUUAUUCAGUAAGAUCAGAAAUUUUAGAAAAACCAUCAAAAGUACCAGAAGAAUUAUCAAAUUGGACCAUAUUAACUAUAGAAGAUUUAAAUGAAAUAGUUAUAGUUUGCAAUACUUACUUUAGAAAAAAGAAAAUUGCAAAUAUAGUUUAUUUAAUAUUCCCAGUAUCUGUUCUUUAUAAAAAUUUUGAUAAAAACAUUCAAAAACUAAAUGAAAAAUACACUUGCAAAGGUGUUAUAAUUAAAACUAAUGAGUAUAUAGGAUUUGGAAAAAAUAAAAGAAUGGUAACAAGAAUUCAUUUAGAAUAUGAUGAAGAUUGGUAUAGACACCCAAACUCACUGUAUAAUUAUCAAACACAAAAAAAUGAAAUAGUAUUACCGCCAUCUCACCAUAAUCAACCACCUGAAUAUUUUAUCAAUCAAAUCUCCUCAUCAACAGUACCAAUCAAUGUAAAUAAUACUAUAUCCCUAGAAAAAGUAAAUAAUAAUACAAUUCAAAACAAUAAUGUAAAUAAUUUAAAUAUUAAUCAAUACUCUCGUCAAUACAACCACGAAGAUAUACCCAUUGAUGUAGAAUCAUCAUCCCAAAAAAGAUAA
This is a messenger RNA of Dictyostelium purpureum, 639 nucleotides long. RefSeq lists its product as uncharacterized. The transcript is spliced from 2 exons. The record is from RefSeq and is a predicted model, not a curated record. Lineage: Eukaryota; Evosea; Eumycetozoa; Dictyosteliales; Dictyosteliaceae. Bases 1 to 639 code for a protein of 212 amino acids.